AUGGAAGAUCUUCAAAAUUAUAUUCAUGAAUUAGGCAUGAGAGAAGCUAUAUACGAGGACUCAUUUGAUAGCCCAGAUAUUGUGAAGUUUUUAGCAGAUAUGUUGCUCGUAUUGGAAUCUGCAGCUUCUUCAGGAGACACAUCCUAUCCACACCACAUUGUAUCUGUGGUUCCAAACCGUUAUCCCCGCUGGUUCAAUCUAAGCCAUGUUGAAUCUCAGCAGUGUGAGCUGGCAUUGACUGUGCUGUCAGCAGCUAAAGGUGAUGUUCAGAGGCUGGAAACAGUGUUACAGUCUAUCCAGAAAAAUAUCCACUCCUCAUCACACAUUUUCAAACUUGCCCAGGAUGCAUUUAAAAUAGCAACACUCAUGGACAGCUUGCCAGACAUCACUCUUCUGAAAGUUUCUUUGGAACUGGGCCUUCAGGUGAUGCGGAUGACGUUGUCAACACUGAAUUGGCGACGGCGGGAAAUGGUGAGGUGGUUGGUAAUGUGUGCAACAGAACUAGGUGUUCAUGCACUAGAUAGCAUCAUGCAAAACUGGUUUACACUUUUCACUCCAACGGAAGCCACUAGUAUUGUUGCUACAACAGUGAUGUCCAAUAGUACAAUUGUCCAUCUGCAUCUGGACUGCCUUCAGCAGGAGAAGCUGGCCGGCAGUGCUAGGACGCUUGCUCUACAGUGUGCCAUGAAGGAUCCUCAAAACUGUGCCCUCUCUGCACUGACUUUAUGUGAAAAAGAGCGCAUAGCUUUUGAGACUGCUUACCAAAUCGUUCUAGAUGCUGCUACAACCGGCAUGAGCUACUCGCAGCUUUUUACUGUAGCACGAUACAUGGAGCACCGUGGUUACCCCACACGGGCCUACAAGUUGGCCACUCUGGCCAUGACACAUCUCAACCUGAGUUACAAUCAGGACACACACCCUGCUAUUAAUGAUGUUUUGUGGGCAUGUGCACUCAGCCACUCCCUUGGGAAAAAUGAGCUAGCAGCUAUAAUACCUCUGGUAGUCAAAAGUGUCAAAUGUGCAACAGUACUGUCAGACAUUUUGCGUAGGUGUACUUUGACCACUCCUGGCAUGGUGGGACUUCAGGGAAGGAGGAACUCUGUUAAGCUCAUGUCACUGGACAAAGCCCCUUUAAGGCAACUCUUGGAUGCCACAAUUGGAGCCUACAUUAAUACAACUCAUUCGCGUCUCACUCACAUCAGCCCUCGACACUAUGGUGAGUUUAUAGAAUUCCUCAGCAAGGCCCGAGAGACCUUCUUAAUGUCUCAUGAUGGACAGAUCCAGUUUACACAGUUUAUUGACAACCUAAAACAAAUCUAUAAAGGCAAAAAGAAAUUGAUGAUGUUGGUUCGUGAGCGGUUUGGUUGAUGAAAGUGUGGGGAGGGAAGGGACGAUUUGUUUCUACUUGAGCUUGCCUUUUUAACUUAAAGAAAAAGAGCCACACUGGUAUUAUAUGUGUAUAGUUGUACUGAGUUUGCAAACUAAAUUGUCAUGUUGUGAAAGUUCGUGUUUACUUUUCUCCUUUUUUCUGUUAAAAAAGGUUUGGUUUACACUGAGUAUAUGUUGUCAAGUGGCAAGAGCCCAUAUCGCUCUCCUCUCUGUAUACAUGCGCAGCCUCAAAACCAAGCAUAUAUUGCAAUGGCUUUAAAACAAAACAAAACAAAACAAAACAAAACAAUAUCUCCAUCCUGUGAUAAAUACCUCAAAUGGAUUCAGCUUUAUUCCUUUGUAACUCAUCCUUACAUUCAGCAUAUUUAAACAAACCAAUAAGUGAAAUACUAAUAGUUAAGGCUGACCACAUGGCUUUGCAGUGCUGUUCAUCCUGAAGCAUGACAAACAAUGCUUAUGCAUGUGGAAACUUAGCUACUGUCAACAUACAUUCUCAGGGAUUUAUUAAAAAAAAAAAUAGAAGAAGAA
This is a messenger RNA of Centrocercus urophasianus (Greater sage-grouse), 1917 nucleotides long. Its product is annotated as zinc finger SWIM domain-containing protein 6-like. Lineage: Eukaryota; Metazoa; Chordata; Aves; Galliformes; Phasianidae. Gene Ontology annotation, cellular component: Cul2-RING ubiquitin ligase complex. The transcript is spliced from 5 exons. The coding region runs from base 1 to 1368 and encodes 455 amino acids. The record is from RefSeq and is a predicted model, not a curated record.